Daldinia vernicosa is the source of this 2049-nucleotide messenger RNA. RefSeq lists its product as uncharacterized. NCBI's taxonomy places the organism in Eukaryota, Fungi, Ascomycota, Sordariomycetes, Xylariales, Hypoxylaceae. The transcript has 3 exons. The record is from RefSeq and is a predicted model, not a curated record. Bases 610 to 1776 code for a protein of 388 amino acids.
CCUGGGAUUCCGUCUCGGCGCUUUGUAUAUUACAUUACAUCUCUACGAAGUGUUGCAUUACGUGCAGUUCAGCAUGCCAUGAGCAAACAUCUAGAACGAUAAUUGCGACUCGGGUGGCAUGUAGGUAAACCGGACUACUGGAUCAGCACGUUGUUCAUCUUGUCUAACUAUCUGGGUAUGCAUUGCCCGAUCGCCUUGUAUGACUUGUAUGAGCGACUAUUUGCGAAUGGGUUAUUAUUAAUUAGCUGCGUGGGAGGAGUUACAGCAGGCAGGAUAUCAUAUAUCAUCUCCGCGUUGGUGCACUGCAUAUCAUUAACGGAUGCAAAGACCCAUGCUGCCAUGGAACACCUGCAUGGAAAGCUGGAAAGGAGGCGCUAUGUAUGGAUGGUGCAGAUGGUGUCAGCUUUUAUGCAAUACAACGUGGGGAGGGGGGCUGAAUAAAAGAGGUAUGGUACUCAUUACCGAAAACAAUACCUAGGACAUAAGCAGUAUGUAUUCCCUACCAUGUGGGAAUUGGAGUUGAUUAAGAAUAUGAUCCUACUGCUUUAUAUAUGCAGUAGUGAAUCUCACUAGGCCCGUUCUCUCUCUCACUCCGCUUGACUUCGUGUCAUGGCCCCCAGAAUGUCAGAGACCUCGACGGUUCCUACACCCACUUUUACGCCGGCUCUGGAGCCGCCGCCUGGUGUGCAGUCCAAUCCCGACCAUCCGGCUUCCUUAGCUGGACUCGCCGACAUCACGAUAGGGAUAUGCAUUCCAUUUGUUACCGUAUUCUUCAUUCUACGAUGCUAUGCCCGUAUCGCUAUUAAGCGCGUAUGGAUCUUCGAAGAUUUUAUAGUGACGGCCGCGUGGGCUGGCACCAUUGCCUACUGCGGCAUUAUGAGGGCUACCAUGUCCCAUCACGGUGGUCAGCACGGUUGGGAUAUCACGCCGGCUCAACUCCACGAAGCCUCGUACUGGUUUAACGUUGCGUCCAUCGAGUACGGCGUCAUGAUCGGAGUUACCAAGCUUGCGGUUCUCUGGUUAUAUCGCCGCGUCUUCUCGCCUAUCCGAUGGAGCAUAUUCGACAUCGCCAUCGUCACGCUUAUCGUUCUUAUUACCGGCUUCUACGGGAUAACCACUUUCGUCAAGAUUUUCGAGUGUACACCUCGUGAGAAGAUCUGGAAUAAGACGCUCCCUGGGACAUGCGUGCAGACGAAUCUGAUAUUAAACGUCAGCGGUGGUUUCAACACAGUGACUGAUUUCUUGAUUCUAUUGCUUCCCGUCCACGCUGUGCGCCAGCUCCAGAUGGAUAAACUAAAGCAGACUCUUGUCGUCUUGGCAUUUACCUUUGGUCUAUGCGCUCCCAUUUUUGCGACGAUCGGCUUCGUCGUGCGUCUCAAGAACAGCGGCAACCCCGAUACAUCGUGGAGGCAACCCGAGAUUCUCCUGUGGGGAGCAGCGGAACUCGCCUCCGGCAACCUGUGCGUCUGCUUCCCCGAGCUCGCGUUCCUCUUCCGGAAACGAAACCGCAAGGCCAACACUCCGAAUCGCCCGACCGCCUCUCAAGUCAGGGGCUGGAACGAAUCGAAAGGGUCAUCCCAUCCACCAUCGGACCCAUACUUUACCAAGAGUCUCAUGGGUACGAUGUUUAGCACGAAUGGAGAUGGACCGUACAUCGAGCUGCAAGACCACGGCAAUGAUGUGAAUGUGACGCCAAUGGGGCAUCUAUCACACAGAGAAAAGCCGGAGGAAGGUGUUGUAAUAAUAAGAAAUGAAGUUACUGUCGAGCGUCAAUAGCGUUCUACUAGUUGGGUUCUCGGGGUCGGAGUUAGCGUAAUCUGCACAAAGGGUUCAGUGCCAAGUCAGCAUAUGGGUUUUGGGAAAUGAAGAGAAGGUCUUCGAUCGGACUGGAUGGGAAACGGUGGGAUUUUUUGAUAGUUGACGAAUAUUCUGUGGCUUUACGAUGUGCUGUUAUAUCACGCUUCGGGUCGGUGCUUAUAGCUCUGUUCUCGCAAUGUAUAUCCUGAUACCAUAACAACUCUCAUUAAGAAUCGAUAACACUUGUCAGAA